AUGUCACAAAUCCUGGCAAGUAUUCUGACCGUGGGAGAAAUUAUAUUUCAGUGGACACAGUUGCAUCAUUCAGCAAUGGACUCAUUGUCCUCAGCCCAUCUCAUCCUAAUGGACCAACCUCUAGAUUCCUGUCCAUACAGAGUGGACGAGAUAAUGAUGUGCCCCACUCACAGCUCUGACCCCAGGCCCUUCCCAGGUGCUCUCCCUGCCCCCACCCUCAACCUGAAUCCGACGUCGGCUAAGCCAGGGGACUCUGUGAAGAUCCAGUGUUCUGUGAGCUCCCAGCCCCUGCCCACCCGCAUCGUCUUCUGCAAGGACGGGGUGGAGGUUUCAUCCCAGAAGGGUUUGGAGAAGACUGUCUACAGCCAUGACGAUAAGGUGUCCGGGGGCAGCUCUGGGAAUUACUCCUGCAGGUACGAGAUCAAGGGCAACAACAACCAGGUGAACAGAUCCCAGCUCAGCCCUGCCAAGUACCUCAGCGUCACUGGUGAUGACUCCAGCAGUGGUGCCAGGAUUCCCUCUCCCCCAGGGAUGGGUCGAAAGCUCCUGUUGGGAAUUACAGUCCCUGCUGCUGCCGUGGUGCUGGCUGUGGUGCUUUAUCUGCUGGGAAGGAAAGUUGUGUCUCUGCGAAGAGACCAAAGGGAACGAGUCCAGCAUGACACCAGCAACAAUCCAGAAAAUCAGAUUCAAUAUGCCUCCGUGAAUUUCUCAAGAAGCACUAGGUCACAGUCACAGCCCCAGCGAGAAGAGACUCCGACCUAUGCAACCAUCGCGCUGCAGCGGGACAGACGUCAUGACUACUCCAGUCACUGAAACAUAGGACUGGUCAGUACGCAGCCACGUCGCAAAACCUCCACAGAUCAGUGGGAACCAUAGAGGCCGUGCAGCAAGGAAGUGGGGGACCUUGCCUGGGGCCACAGCAGCACAGUGCCCAGCGCCCAAAGUGCUGUAGGACAUUGGAAUAGGCUGAAGACAAAUGCUGCCUGUUUGCCUUUUGUAAAAGAAAAAAAAGUUUCUUCUGAAU
Messenger RNA from Pelodiscus sinensis (Chinese soft-shelled turtle), 1024 nucleotides. NCBI's taxonomy places the organism in Eukaryota, Metazoa, Chordata, Testudines, Trionychidae. The record is from RefSeq and is a predicted model, not a curated record.